UUUUACCAACCUUGAAGGCUCAUUACUAAUGUUGAGUUUUCGCUGGUGUAAGUGGGAUGAAGAGAGGAGAGAAUAAUUCGUCUGCAUGGUUGGUUACCUGCAUUGAGAGAUAGAGCCUAUUUUCCCUUGGGAGGCCGUGAGACGUGGGGGGACAGCGGUGGAGGCAAAUUUAGUGUGUGUGUGUGUGUGUUUAUACAUGUCUGUGUAAAAGCGUCCGUGCGUUUGUUCAUGCGUUUGAGUGUGUGCGCGCCAUGUGUGAUAGCGUAGCAUGAGUGCAGCGGUGCAGCGCUACCCUGCUACAAAGACCGACGAAGACUGGGGAGAUAGUACUGUCGCCUUCUUCACUUCCUCCGAAAAGUGUGUGCGCGCGCGUGUGUGCUGUGAGGACACGGAACGAGUGAACGAGACAGAAGAGGAGAGACUGAGAGAGGGGAGCGACAGUGUAUCAUGCAUGUGUAUUAACUCAGCUACCCGGCAGAAGCAGGAGCAACAGCAGCAGCUGAGAGAGAGGGAGUUGGAGGGAGGAGAAAAAUAAGCUCAGGCGCAGGCUGACAAAAGCUGCAGAAGGUUCUUGCCCUCCACUAAAAGAACAAGGAAAACAAAAGGAGGUGGGAGGCAUGCAGUACUGAACAUACUAGAACCGGAAUACCAGACUCCCCUUUCCUCAUCCACCUCCAUGUUUUGGAGGGGGAUUCUACACUAGUCCAUUUGACAGCCUUUUUUUUUUUUUUUCUGAAUAGAAAGAAAGGAUGUCAGUGUCAGGGAAGAAGGAGUUUGAUGUGAAACAGAUACUAAGGCUUCGUUGGCGCUGGUUCAGCCAUUCCUCCCAGAGUUCUGCUGGUGGAGGAGGAGGUGGAGGCGUAGGAUACCUUCAAGAGAGCUUCGAUCACAGAGGGACGCCUGUCCAGGCCAGACUAAAGAGUCACUCUCGGGACAGAGGUGGCAGUGGAGGGGGACUCCGGAAGCAGAACAGCAACAGUCCGGUCCAUAGUAUUCUGGUGCCCCCACCUGGACCAACACCUGUCUAUGUCAGAGCCAGUAAUCAACCGUGCCACCAGCCAAACAUUAUUCAGAACCUGCAGCAGCAGAGCGACGGGGAACUGCCUAAAAACAGCAGCUCACCUAACAACACCAGGAAGGAGGAUGGCUUCAAGAGCAGCCUGGAGAAUGAGAAGAGUGUAGAGGAGUCCUUAGAGGCAGAAGCAAGAGACAGGUUGGCUCUGAGCAACUGCUCCAGGAUGAGCUCCAACCGCUCGGAUGAGUUUUUCCAGGCCACAAACCAUGCUGAACAGACCUUUCGCAAGAUGGAGACAUAUCUCCAGCACAAGCAGCUGUGUGAUGUUCUUUUGAUAGCAGGAGAUCACAAGAUCCCAGCUCACAGACUGGUCUUGAGUGCAGUGUCAGACUACUUUGCUGCCAUGUUCACCAGUGAUGUUAGAGAGGCCAAUCAGGAGGAGAUCAAGAUGGAGGGUGUAGAUCCAGAAGCCUUGGGCUCGUUGGUUCACUUUGCAUACACUGGUGUCCUGGAACUGAAGGAGGAGACAAUAGAGAGUUUACUGGCGGCAGCCUGCCUAUUGCAGCUCUCACAAGUCAUUGAGGUUUGCUGUAACUUUCUCAUGAAACAACUCCAUCCGUCUAAUUGCCUGGGGAUACGUUCAUUCGCUGAUGCCCAGGGAUGCAUGGAUCUGCUAAACGUGGCCCACAACUACACCAUGGAGCAUUUCCUGGAGGUGAUUCAGAACCAGGAGUUUCUCCUGCUUCCUACAUCGGAAAUCGUCAAACUCCUGGCCAGCGAUGAUAUUAACGUACCAGACGAGGAGACUAUAUUUCAGGCGCUGAUGAUGUGGGUGCGGUACGAUGUCCAGCAUCGCCAGCAGGAUUUAGGAGUGCUUUUAGCUUACAUACGCCUGCCUCUUCUACCCCCACAGCUUCUUGCCGACUUGGAGAACAACAAGAUGUUUUCAGACGAUCUGGAAUGCCAGAAGCUUCUAAUGGAAGCCAUGAAGUACCACCUAUUGCCGGAACGCCGGCCCAUGUUCCAGAGCCCCAGGACUAAACCCAGAAAAUCCACUGUAGGAGCGCUCUAUGCUGUGGGAGGCAUGGAUGCUACCAAAGGAUCUACAACCAUAGAGAAGUACGACCUACGAACGAAUACAUGGAUCCAGGUGGGGGUGAUGAAUGGCAGGAGGCUACAGUUUGGUGUGGCUGUGAUUGACAACAAGCUGUAUGUUGUGGGGGGCCGGGAUGGGCUGAAGACAUCAAACAUGGUGGAGUGUUACAACCCCUUCAACAAAGUGUGGUCCACUAUGCCUCCGAUGUCAACACACAGACAUGGACUUGGCAUAGCUGUUUUGGAAGGCCCCAUGUACGCGGUGGGAGGGCAUGAUGGGUGGAGCUACCUGAACACAGUGGAGAGGUGGGACCCCCAGGCCCGACAGUGGAAUUAUGUGGCCAGCAUGUCCACACCGCGAAGCACUGUGGGAGUCACCGCACUCAACGGAAAAUUGUUUGCGGUUGGCGGUCGAGAUGGGAGCUCAUGUCUGCGUUCCAUGGAAUGCUUCGAUCCACACACCAACAAGUGGAGUAUGUGCGCCCCCAUGUCGAAACGUAGAGGAGGUGUAGGUGUGGCCACGUACAACAGCUUCCUCUAUGCUGUUGGUGGCCAUGAUGCCCCAGCGUCCAACCACUGUUCCAGGCUCUCGGACUGCGUAGAGAGAUAUGAUCCCAAGACCGACACGUGGACCACCGUGUCCCCUCUGAGCGUCCCAAGGGAUGCUGUAGGUGUGUGUUUGCUAGGAGACAGGCUCUACGCUGUCGGGGGAUAUGAUGGGACAUCUUACCUGAACAGUGUUGAAUCCUAUGAUGCACAGAAAAAUGAGUGGACUGAGGAGGUCAAUCUAAACAUUGGAAGGGCUGGAGCCUGUGUUGUAGUUGUUCGAAUAGCUUGAGGACUACAAAUUCCUUCAAACCCCUUGUGUCAGACAGUAAACACUCAGGUCAUGAUGUCACCACUAAUUUCACUGAGGAUAUGGUUCUCUUAGACACUGCCCCUUAAAUUGCGGGCGUCUGUCAAAUGACUGAUCUACAAAUAAACAUGCAUCCUAAAUAACCGGUCAUUGUUGUCCCCCACAAUACAAUUGGGAAAGGGACUAUGGAUUGAUGUUUGUCCAUGUCUGGUUUGUGCAUAUGUAUAUUUGUGUGUAGAUUAUGAGAAAUAUAUCAAUCAAUACGAUCAGAUUAAACUGCAGAGAUACGCACAUUUUCAAUGGUGCUAAAACAAGCAAAUGUAUAUUCAAAUUUUGCAAUAUAAUGCCUGUCACCCAAUUUGACAUGAAGUCAUUUUUGCCAAGGGAGGCAGUGCAUCAUUUGUGGGGGGCGACAAGUUUACCUUUGUUAUUUAUAGAUCAGUCAGUCACAAUUUAACCACGAUACAUUGCGGUUUAUAUCUUCUCGAACGCGGGCCUCUGCUUUCCUACAUUUUUCUACAGUGGAAAAAAACCUAUUCUGCAUUCUUAAAAACCAUGAUCUCUAUUAAUAUUUCUUUUCAUAAGCACUUGAAAGGAGGUUCUCUUUGAUUAUCAAUGUACUUUACAAGAUCUGCAGAUCAAGAAUUUGCAUAGUUAUAGGAAAGUAGGAAACUCUGCCUCCCUGGUUUAUAUGGUUGCAUAAAAUGCCCUUUGAGAAAUGUCUGAAAAUAUACGCUAUGUGAUAGUAAGUAAAAACAUUAUAUUUUAUUUAGAGAUUCUUGAAAGAUCGGACAAUCUCUACCAUCACUAAACCAUUUGUUACUGUCCAAGAGGCUAUUCCUUUACUUUAUUGGAAGAUGUUACACAAAUCAUUUAUUGGAAGAUGUUAUACAAAUAUCUAAAAUUAAAUCUAUUUGAUGUCAAGUUGCUACAUGUUGCUCCAUGACUAAUUCAGUUAGCCUUUUGGCAUGUACAUUUUUUCCAGAUUAAUGACAUGAAACAACCCCUAUUAAUUUAGUCUAGUACAGAAAAUGUAGUUUACCAAUAUUUUGCAGAGAUUAAAAUAUUUGUUUCCAGAAUAUUUGAACAAAAUGUGUCUUAGCCAUCAGUGACAGCAUUCACAAACAACUGACUGAGAUGACUACAAAGGCUGAAAAUAAACAUAUUUUAAAUUAGCAAAUAACAAUAUUUUUCUAUACUUAACAAUUAUAAGAAAUGUAUCCAUUCUAUCUGAUUCUUUGGAAAUCUUAUUGAUAUGAAAUUAGACAAACUCUGAUGAAUGCUUUAUACAAAGUUGAAUAAAAAAAUAUAUUUACUUACUCAUUCUAAUGGUAUACAAAGUGGACAAUUUGGUUUUAAGCACUAGUAAAAUGAAUAUAUUUAAACCAAUAUGUGUAUGCUAUCAGGCAGAGUUAAGAGUUUAUAGUUUUGACCAUGUUUUUCCCUCUUCCUUUUAAGCACUGACUUUGCUGAUAGGUAAAUCAUUGAGUAAGGUGUACUUACUAUUAAUGGAUUGUGUGGUUGUUCCAUCUAGCUUGUAUUUUUAAAUGCAUUAACACUGUCAGUGCACAGUUAAUGCAUCUUACACUAACUCAAAUGUAGAAUGUCAAUGGUGAUUUUAAUAUUGUUGGUUUAAAACCUUCAAAAAGAAUGUUAAAUAACCUGAGGGAUCUUGCUGCACUGUCCCUAAUGAGAACAGGAAAGAGAGGUGUUUAUUCUUUUUGACAGUUUAUCAAAUAAUUUUUUAGAAAUCACAGUUUUCAGAGAAAUGUUGACCUUACAACAUAAGGUCUUUGGAUAUUAGGAUUAUUUGCUUCAGAAAACGGCAUGUUUUAAAAUGUUUAAUAUAGAAAGUAUUACAAAAAAUGUCCAAAACAAAUCUUUGCUAAAAUGCAAUACCUCUAACUUUCAAAUGUGGACUCAAGUAAUUGUAAAAAUAACCAAAUCAGCGAAUGUUUUCCUGCCUGACAGGAAUUGUCCUGACUUUCAAGAAUCCCUGAAUUGUAUGUAUUGUAUGAACACAACAGCAUUCAUAUUUUCAAGUUUUAUACUAGUGCAUUCCUGUCUUUAAGCCAAUUGAAAAUCAAAUGUUCUUGAAAAGGGAAACAUAGGGAAACAAAAAAAUGACAAAUAUUUGUUGAAAUACAUAAUCCUGUGUGACUUAGUGUUGGACUGUCUGUCAUAGUUGUCACCUCAGUCACUCAGAGAGAGCAAGGGAGGGAUAGAGCUAGUAUGUCACAACGUUAUGGUUCCCUCCCCUUCACUGCAACACUAUGAAUAGAUAUGUUUUACUUUAAAAAAUAUAUAAUAUAUGGAAUCGCAGGUCUUUGAAGUAAAUAUCCUUUUGUCGCAUUGAAUAUCAGGAAGCCCAGGCAGAUGUGGGAUGGAACAUAUACACAGUGUUUUAAAUAGAUAUACUGUGUAUGUACAGUAAAUUAAAUAUGAUUUUCUGUCUAGUGGCUUUUACAGUUAGACACCAUGCUUAUCAUUGCUUGGCAGAGAUCCCAGAGAAAAAUAUUAGAUUAUGAACGUGUGUCACCAAUAUAUUUGAGGAUGUAUAUGCUGGAUCUCCCAGUCAAUUGGGCUUCACAAACAAUGUAGGUUCACUGUGACAGAACACUAUAAUCUGCAUAGAUCUGCAUUGUUCCACUACAUAAUAUAAAGCGGUGCAGUAAAGAGAAAUAGCACUAGCUCAGCCUCGCUCUCCUGGAGUGAGAGUGGUGCACAGUGAUAGACAGUCUAACACUGAGUUAGAGAGGUUUUACAACAUUUUCCAUUGUUCUCCUUUAAUAACGUGUCUCUGUUGCUAAAUGGUUUAACCCAUGGGGGUACUCCUUAUUAAGAUUCAACUCUUGGUUUUAAAAGAAGGAACACUAAAUAAUACUGAAAAUGAUGAGUUUGCUAAGUGCUUGACAAGAUUCCUUGCUAAACCCAAUUUAAAAGUCACUCAUGAAAAAACACUCCUGGCUAUAUAUCAUUUCUAGAAAUGAAAUAAAUAGAACAGAUACAUUUCAAACUUUUCAAACAGAAAUAAUUUUUUCUCCAUGAAAGCUGUAGCUCAAUUACACCAAAGUCAUUAACUUGUUUAUUAAAUAUAUUUUAAAUGUUUAAAGAAAAUAUGUUUACACAGUUGUUAAAAUACAAAUAUAUCAUAUUGAUAUUUCACAUUACUGCAAAGAAUAGUGCAAGCUUGCCAAAAUGUCAUCUUUAUAACUUCAUACCGAUCUUAAACCAGUUAAUUUUUUGCCAGAGUGUUCUUUUUUAUAUUGGCAUGUUAGCAGAAAGUUAUUUGUAAUUACAAAUAUUCUUUAUGGUUGAUUUCAUACUCUUUUGGACAGUUUCACACACCGAUUAGAUAAAUUCAUGGACUGAAAGUGUUUUUAUUGGAGAAUAUGUAUGCUAUUUAGUUUAUGUUAAAGCGGCAAUCAGUAGUAGAUACUAAUAAAUAAAAAUGUAUUUUGUUAAAAAGCUGUGGGAUGGAGAUGGAGAAAUGUCAAAUCUCAAAUAUAUAGAGUUAUGAAAGCAACCUUUUAUCAAAAUGAUUGCAACUAUGGAUGGCCACUAGGUUAAACUGACAUCUCUUUAAAUUAUCUGUACAUGCUAAAAUUACUCCACAGCUGAUCAUAAUUGCAUCCCACAGUUAAGUGGUGAUUUAUCAGUUUCUAAUGCAGAUGUCAAAGAUGUAUUUUAGUGUUGAUUGUUGCUCUCUAGUUGGAGUUAUCACGACAAAAUUACAUAUAUCACAAUCAUCAUGUUCAAUUGAAAUAUUAUGUAUUUUCUAAUUUCUAAGACAGCUCUAAUGAGAAAAAUAUUUUAUGAAUGCACCUUUUAUAUUUUUCCAAUUCAUGUAAUCCAGAACAAAAUAACUGUUGUAAAAUGUGUUUGUUUCUUACAACACUCCCAUGACGCCAUGUUGAAAAUGUAUAACUAUAUUAACUUAAUUAUCAUUUUCAUCAUCUGUAUUGUUCAAAAUUAAAAUGUAGGCAAUAACUGUUUAGUCAGAAGGCGCUCUUAUCCAGAACCACUUACAGGAGCAAUUAAAAAAGUUUCACCUUGUUGGCUGUUGAAUUCAUAUAAUUUAUCUUUCUGUUUGGUCAUCCAAGUAGGCUGUCUCCAAUGAAGUUAUUUGAACUUAUUCUAUAUUCUUAUGCUCCAAUAAGUAUGUUUACGGCUAUGCAUCAUCUGGUCAUCUGGUGACAAUGUUGUCAAAUAGUGUUGUCCAUCAUGUUGUCAACAUGGCAGCAUACUGCAUUGUCUGUAUGUUGGAAUUUUCAAACUUGUUCUAAUUGGGAUGGAAGAUCAACAUUGUUCAUCAAUAGCAAUCAUUUUGACACGGGAAAUCACAUUGUACUACCUAUUAAUUCAAGGUUAAUUUGUGUUACUUUUGUUUCAACCCAACUUUGACUCUGUGAAUUGAAAGGGACACUUGGCUCACAAGAAUACAGCCCUGGUCUGAAACGAAUGGCAUCAAAACAGGCACAUAGGGACCCUAGCACCUGUCCCAGAUUAUUUUAAUCACAUCCAUGUUUUUGAGCUAUAUAAUGUAUGUUUAAAUGUACUUUGUUGAGUAAAACUAACUCACUGUAUAUUUUGGGUUCUGAAGGGUAUGACAUUUUAAGUAAUAUGAGAUAUAUUCUUCAAGAAACCAUGGGUAGACAGCAAUAAGCAAAAUUCCAAAUAUGGAUGUUUUAUCAACUGAUUGCCCCUUUAAGAAUGUAAUACUUUAUAGAUACUUUAUAGAUAAAGUAUAAAUACUUAACUUACUACGUUAUUACCGGGUGUAAAAUCUCUGAAUGUGGCUUGUCGUAGUGCUACAUUAAUCUGGAAUUUGACAGCGUAGGAUUGCUUAGCUUACACUGAUGACCACUAAGCUUGUAACCAUGGAAUACUCCAUUUGUUUUGACAUGCUGUAUGGCCAAAUGUCAAUUUUUUUAUUAUGAUUUUCUACUGCAUGCCGAUCUAAAAAAUAAAAUAAUUUCACU
Molecule: messenger RNA, 7948 nt
Organism: Esox lucius (northern pike)
Lineage: Eukaryota; Metazoa; Chordata; Actinopteri; Esociformes; Esocidae
Gene: klhl4
Product: kelch-like family member 4
Exons: 12
Coding region: 750-2948 (732 amino acids)
Molecular function (GO): protein binding
Source: RefSeq, a predicted model, not a curated record